CGCCGCCGCUAUGGCUGGGGCCGGGCUCUGGACGAGCAUCAAGUCCCUGCUCGGGAGGAGAGAGGACCCUCUGUUCCUGAACGACUCCAGUGCCUUUGACUUCUCGGACGAGGUGGGGGAUGAGGACUUCCCCAGGUUUAACAAGCUGCGCGUGGUGGUGGCGGACGACGGCUCGGAGGCGGCCCCGGAGACGCCGGUGAACGGGGCGUCCCCGGGGCUACCGUCCGACGACGAGUCCCUGCUGGACCGGGACAUCGCCCUGCGCAGCGCCCGGGCCGGCCGGCCGGACCCCUGCAGCGGCUGCAGCAGCCGGCGGGAGCGCUCCAAGCAGAGGAAGGUGAAGAAGCGCCUGACGCUCGCUGCCCUGCUCUACCUCCUCUUCAUGACGGGGGAGCUCAUAGGUGGCUAUGUUGCUAACAGUCUAGCAAUUAUGACAGAUGCACUUCACAUGCUGACUGACCUUAGUGGUAUUAUUUUGACCCUCCUCGCUCUCUGGCUGUCUGCAAAAUCUCCAACAAAGAGGUUCACUUUUGGAUUUCAUCGCUUAGAAGUACUGUCAGCCAUCAUUAGUGUACUGCUGGUCUAUAUCCUUAUGGCAUUCCUCUUGUAUGAGGCUGUUCAGAGAACUAUCCAUAUGGACUAUGAAAUAAAUGGUGAUAUCAUGCUCAUCACAGCAGCCGUCGGUGUUGCAGUUAACUUGAUAAUGGGGUUUUUGCUGAAUCAGUCUGGCCACCUUCACUCCCACUCCCACCCUCACUCUCAUGUACCUCAGCCGAGCUCUCCAAGCACAGCCCAGGCCAGCAGCCACGGGCACAGCAGCCACGGGCACAGCAGCCUGGCUGUGAGAGCAGCGUUUGUGCACGCCCUGGGGGACCUGGUACAGAGCAUCGGGGUGCUGGUAGCUGCCUACAUCAUCCGCUUUAAGCCAGAAUACAAGAUUGCUGAUCCUAUAUGUACAUAUGUAUUUUCCAUACUGGUGAUUUUUACAACAAUUCGAAUUCUGUGUGACACAGGAGUUAUUAUUCUGGAAGGAGUUCCAAGGCAUUUAAAUGUGGAUCGCAUCAAGGAAGACUUGAUGAAAAUUGAGGAUGUUUAUUCUAUAGAAGAUUUAAAUGUUUGGUCUCUCACUGCAGGAAAAACAACUGCCAUAGUCCACUUGCAACUAGUUCCUGGUAGUUCAUCUAAAUGGGAGGAUGUUCAGUCCAAGGCCCGGCAGCUGCUGCUGAACACGUUUGGAAUGUACAAGUGCUCUGUCCAGCUUCAGAGUUACAAACAGGAAAUGAGCAAAACCUGUGCAAGUUGUCAGAGUUCCAGUGCCUAAUUUCUUACGUUUUGGGAACUGCUGCCUUAUUCUUUACCUUGUGUAGUCAAAGACUGAGAGCAAUAAAUGCAAAAUGAAAAUUA
Pyrgilauda ruficollis (rufous-necked snowfinch) is the source of this 1404-nucleotide messenger RNA. It is a transcript of the gene SLC30A4, whose product is annotated as solute carrier family 30 member 4. Gene Ontology annotation, cellular component: plasma membrane. The record is from RefSeq and is a predicted model, not a curated record. The transcript is spliced from 7 exons. Gene Ontology annotation, molecular function: zinc ion transmembrane transporter activity. Bases 11 to 1321 code for a protein of 436 amino acids. Gene Ontology annotation, biological process: response to zinc ion; zinc ion transmembrane transport. NCBI's taxonomy places the organism in Eukaryota, Metazoa, Chordata, Aves, Passeriformes, Passeridae.